ACUACCGAGCGACGACGACAGCUCCGUGCGUUUUUUUGCGGAUGCUUCUUCGCCGGAUCGCGCAAAACAAGCUAAAUUUGCAUUCUCGACAGUUUUUUGGCUAAAUUUGUUUACGUUACCUGCAUACUAGCUUCGUGCAUCGUCUGCCGGACGUUGUGCAUUCCCACCGAACUGGCUAUGCUACCGAAAAACAAAAUUUUCGUCGGCAGUUUGCCGCCUUCCACGAAACCGGAAGAAGUAAGACGCUUGUUUGAGAACUACGGUGUCGUUACGGAGUGUGAUGUUAUGAAUCGGUGUGCCUUUGUGCACAUGCAAAGUCCAGAUAUGGCAGAAAAUGCCAUUCAAGCAUUACACAAUUCCAAUUUCAAGGGUGUCACAAUCAAUGUGGAACACGGUAGAUCCAAGGAGCGAUCGGGUGGCGGUGAUGGUGGCUCUGCCCCGUAUUCUAGAGGUGGACGUGGUGGUGGUGGUCAGAGAGGUGGUUCAAGAGGUGGCCCGUCCCAGGGUAGAGGUGGAUUCCGCCAAGAUAGAGCGAAUUAUAAUGAUGGUCAAGAUCGCAGCGGUGGGCCGGUUCGAAAUAACCAGGGCCGAGGCAAUUUCCGUAACCAGCCCUACGGUGGAGGUGGUGGUGGUGGAGGCGGAGGCGGAGGUGGUCGUGGCGGUGGUUAUGACAAUCAGAAUCAAGGCGGAGGUGGUUUUCGUGGUGGCUUCAAUCGUGGCAGCAGAGGAAGUUCCAACGACCGUGGUAGUGGGGGAAGAGGUGGUGGAUUUAACGGAGGGGGCAAUCGAUUCUCCGCUGGUCAACAGUUCAACAGCGAGGAUCGCCGUGGGUUUACUCUACCUAACGAAGGGGCCAAUCGAUUCAGUGCCGGAAGAACUGUUCAGCACGGUGGGCUGGCCAUCAGUCCGCAGAAUGAUCCAUUUACUCGCCGGAGUGUAGGGGAUACUGGGGCUCAGAGCGGAUAUGGAAACCGUGGAGGAUUCAAUCAAUCUGGCGGAUCCGGUAGCUUUCAAUCAUCCAACUACAAUCAGGCAUUUCCACCAUUGGGAAAUGAACCUGCCCGUGCGAGUCGUGGACAGCAUCCACCAUCGCAACCUUGGAUGCAGUAGCUUUCUAACAGCGAGCUCACUUCCGGAUGUCUGCAUAACUAAACAGGUUCAAUGAAUCGCGGAAGUGUGCGGUUAUUAGACAAGGUUUUUCCUUUCACAUCUUGUAGUUUAUUUGCUGUGUUAAGAAAAUGCAGUUUCAUCCCUUGAAAGUUCAGCUCACAGAUUAGCGCUAUACACCGUAUUACCAACCGCAGCGCCGAUCUUUUUUUAUUUACUGUUCUGUACGAAUGUCUGAACCCGGUUUCAGACACAACUACAAUCACGAGACUGUCGUGAUUUCGGUAGGAAUUGAACUUAAUUCACGUUUUCGUUUUUCUCAACUAGCAAGCUUUAUUUUUUUCUUUCCACAUUAAUUUAAUAAUAGUUAAUAAACCAAACCGACCGACCUGGCUGCGGUGCGUUUAAGUCUAGCACUACGGGGAAGAACCAGUGCUCGACACGAAGCCGUUUUUUUAUGUUUCUCAAACAAUAUUAAGCUAUCUAUACUUGUAAGAAUAUCAGAUUUAUCGACAAAUACAUAUACUGAAUAAUCAUGCCCAAGGACAA
Malaya genurostris is the source of this 1656-nucleotide messenger RNA. RefSeq lists its product as uncharacterized. The record is from RefSeq and is a predicted model, not a curated record. Gene Ontology annotation, cellular component: cytosol. The coding region runs from base 178 to 1110 and encodes 310 amino acids. Gene Ontology annotation, molecular function: mRNA binding. The transcript is spliced from 5 exons. NCBI's taxonomy places the organism in Eukaryota, Metazoa, Arthropoda, Insecta, Diptera, Culicidae.